Messenger RNA from Necator americanus (New World hookworm), 621 nucleotides. RefSeq lists its product as uncharacterized. Bases 1 to 621 code for a protein of 206 amino acids. The transcript has a single exon. NCBI's taxonomy places the organism in Eukaryota, Metazoa, Nematoda, Chromadorea, Rhabditida, Ancylostomatidae. The record is from RefSeq and is a predicted model, not a curated record.
AUGGUUUUGCCUGACGGAUGUCGCUGUUGCACCAAAGUUUUAUACGGGAUCGCACCAUCGCCUUCUUCGAGGAAGAUUUCCUUUCACACGGAGGGGAGAAAAAGCCGACUCAACGAGGAAAGCGAAGAGUUUCAAAACCACCAAGAGACGCCUGUCUCCGAAAAGGGUAGAGCUGAUACGUCAGCAUGGAGCUGCACGAGCUGCAGGCAACCAAGAACUCACGUCCGGGCUUGCAAGGCUUGCACAGAGGCGAUAAAGGAAGACCUCGAAGAGGGAAGAGCAGAAGUGUUGGGUGAAGCUUCAGAGGCGAAACAGAGCAUUCGCUACGCCCGUCGGAACUUUGCCAAUCGUAAAACAACAAUGACUACUCUCUGGACCUUAGAUGGACCAUCUAUAACAUCGAGAAGGGGAAUGGAAAUGGUCAUUCAUGACUUCGACUCAGACCCCUUCGACAGCCACGUCCACUUGCCUCCUCACCAUCUGAGGGAAAAUAGACAUGUCAUCCCAAAGGUCCUCCCUUCCGACGUCCGACAAGCCAACAUGUCGAUGAAGAAUCGUACUUCACCUGGUCUCUACAGAGACCCGCAAAAUACGAGCAAGCAGGGUUUCGAGAAGGGUUAA